AUGAAGGCGCUUAUGACGCUAUGGACGUGGAUCACCUUUACCACAGUCUCCUGUUUUGUCUUUUCUGCUUACAUGACAAUCGUGGGUCGUAAUAUAUAUAAAAUUAUGUUUCCAACGUUCUCCGAUAGUCUUAAUACGUUAGAUCCGCUGUGGGGAGAAGGUCAACCAUUGGAUGUGACGUGUUACUUGUCUUCUCGCUCCGAAUGGGAUGAUGCCAAUGACUUUACGACUAGCACAAUCCAUGUUGGAACUUUUGAGUCGCUUGUGUUUAACUGGGAGAACUCAAAUUUUAGGCAUUUGGAUCUUAAUAUCUCGUACUCGAUGUUAACGCAGCUAACAGAUAAAUUCGAGACUGUAAAUCAAGUUUGGGGUGCUUUAAAGAGUAAUGCAUCCGUGUUCCUCCACGUCCACGUGACACACGCUGGGUUCUCACCCAACCCAAAGGACAGCGAGAUUUAUGACCAAUACAGAACCAUCCACCAAGCGUCGAGUUUAAUCAAAUACGCACCGAGACCUAAUGCGAAAAACGCGAGCUUAUUGUUGGCUCCUUCUGAAGCGCCAAGUGGCUCUCAGCUGACGACACAUUGGGAAACAUCGACGAUUUCCUAUUGGAAGCCGGCAGCAAAUGUGCGACUUGUGACAGAUUUUACGAGAUAUCCUGUAGAAGAGAUACCAGUGAUGGUGUACCAUAAUUUACAUUACGUUCAACAUCCAAUGGAUCAACGUUGGCGUUACUUACCAGCACUUUAUGUGGAUGAUCUUUCGUUGACGCAAGAUGAAUUAGUGCCAUUGAAUGCAACACUUGAUAAUGGAAGUGGCGAUGAAGUUGUGCUUCCACUGCAACUAUCCUGGUCCCCACUAUCGUUUGCACGGUGGCAGAUGCAACUUACAUUUGCCACAGUCUUGUUAUCGCAGGAACAAAUGGGUGUGCCUUCGAGUGAUUUGGAUGCUCUUCGCUCCAUGGUGACCGACACACACCCGGCACUUCUUGCUGUGACGAUGAGUGUCUCGUUGCUACACUUGCUCUUUGACUGGCUGGCUUUUCGACAUGAUGUGAGCUAUUGGCGCACCAAAGGAGACAACGUUGUCGGUGUAUCUCUUCGAGCAAUGGCGGCUGAAUUGGGCUCGCAAUGCGUAGUUUUGUUGUUUCUGGUUGACCAAGAUUCGACUCUGCUGGUUACAAUUCCGCAGUUCAUCAGCGUUGUACUUCUCGUGUGGAAAGUUACUAAGGUGUGGCAGGCUCAGCGCAAAAUUCAAUCUUUUGCAACAUUUGAUAUUGUUGAAGACAGCGCGAAAAUAAUGGACAAACACAGCCUUCGGCUGCUUGAGGAGACCCAACGCGCUGAUGCACUGGCUACAUCACACAUGUUUUUCGUUCUUGCGCCUCUGGCUGGUGGAUACGCUGUGUAUUCGCUGAUGUAUGUCCCACACGCUGGAUGGUACGCUUGGUUGCUUGAAUCUCUUACUACGACGGUUUACGGGUUGGGUUUUGCUUUUAUGCUCCCGCAGCUGGUCAUUAACUAUCGACUUAAAUCCGUUGCGCACAUGCAGUGGCGGCUGCUUGUCUACCGUGCGCUCAACACGUUCAUCGACGACUUGUUCGCCUUUGUAAUCAAAAUGCCGACCCUCCACCGCAUCUCGUGCUUUCGCGACGACAUUGUCUUCAUCGUGUACUUGUAUCAGCGGUGGAUCUAUCCUGUAGAUGUUAAGCGACUUGAAGACGUUGCCGACGGUGCUUCCGCCUCAGAGGACGCUGUUAGCAAGCCGCACAAUGAAUAA
Molecule: messenger RNA, 1779 nt
Organism: Peronospora farinosa
Lineage: Eukaryota; Oomycota; Peronosporomycetes; Peronosporales; Peronosporaceae
Source: the annotation of a GenBank genome assembly